AAUAUUCUAUUCCUCGUACCGCCUCCCCCGUAUUUAAGCCCGUGCUGUUCCUUUCCAUUUUUCUCAUACGUCCCAUCAUUGCACUCCGACGACGCCUACGACAGCGUGCUCGUCUUCAUAAAUAAGCUUAGUUCUUUACCGCCUGGUACCCUUUGUCGCUCAACUAAGCCUCAUGUUCGAGGAGAUAUGCCUCGCAUGUUCCAAACACCUCCGCGAUGAUGGUCGUGCUUACUGCAGUGAUGAAUGCGAAAAUUCAGACAUGUAUAAUUCUCCUUCCAUUUCUUCUGCCAGCAGUGCCCUUUCGUCUCCAUACAUCGAUUUUACUCCCGGUGGCGAAGUUCCACCGCUCAUGCCGUCUGCAUUAGGAACCGCGCUUAGCAGUAAUUUCCAGAAACGAGGCCGGUAUUCUGUGUCGUCUUCAUCCACAUCUUCGGCUUCCUGGUCCCUCUUCACUGAUGCAGAAGAGGAAGGCUAUGCUUCUGUUGGCAUUGAUGACGAAGCCGCAUAUGAAGGAGAUGGCUUAGAAUCAGGUGUAUCCGGUGACGGCUUCGCACGGUCCGCAGGCUUCUUACAUCCGUGCAAGUCCUCAGGACUUAACUACACUCGCCAACCGUCAGCUACCAACAACCGCUCAACCAUUCCCCUUCUUCACCGCCGAACGUCUUCUACAUCUAGCUCAGGUUUCGGUCAACUGCAUUCAUCUGCUGAAGAUGAUGCUGAUUCUAUGAACGACGUUCCUUUCCACGAGAAACCUUCAGAACGAGAGCGGGAGCAUAACAAUCUCACUGUUACUUCCAAGUACAAAAAGAGCCGUAAUCGUGCGAGCCUCCCUGCAUAUUUCUCUCUUCUGCAGGUCAGCUCCCCCCAACGCAGCUCGCCGCCACUUUCCACCAGUUCAGGAAACACAACCAAUCGUGCUUCUCCUCCUACACCAAAAUUAGCUUCAUUGCUAGCAAUCUCUGGCAUUCGGUCUGUCGUAGAAGCGACGCCCCGUGGGCGGCGACGCGAACCUGACAUGAAUAGUCGCUCCAACUCCCGUUCUCGUGCACGCCAGCAGACUCUGGUUCCUGGACCUCGCGAACGCCAGGACAGCCGUAGCAGUGUCGAGAAAGUUUUCGAUUGGACUUGCGCUCCGUUGCAUCGAGGUCGUCCAAGUGUACGGCGCAACUCAUCACCACUUCCAAAGAUGAUGUCCUCGAUGCAGCGAUUCGAGGAAACACCUUUCGUUAAUUCCAUCGAUGAGGCACACGAACGCAGGGGCCGCUUCAAGCGCAACGAGCUUGACGGACCAGGCUCGCGUGAUGCGCCGGGUUAUGGGAAUGGCAGGAGCGGCCUGCGAGAGCGGGUGCGAGAACGCCAGCGCGAUGUUGACGCCGGUUUUCUGUAACCGCACCCCCCAGAACUCGUUUCUCGUUAUGCAUGCCACGCCGAUAUAUUUUUGCAUCUCAGGCGUGAUAAAACCAAUGGCUUCUCAAUCGUUUUCUCGUCACAUCGCACUCAAAAAAAUAACCGCACAGACCUUUCACUCGCCCUUUUAUAUCGACCAUACGU
Messenger RNA from Suillus fuscotomentosus, 1551 nucleotides. RefSeq lists its product as uncharacterized. The transcript has 2 exons. The record is from RefSeq and is a predicted model, not a curated record. Lineage: Eukaryota; Fungi; Basidiomycota; Agaricomycetes; Boletales; Suillaceae. Bases 173 to 1387 code for a protein of 404 amino acids.